Molecule: messenger RNA, 1835 nt
Organism: Gavia stellata (red-throated loon)
Lineage: Eukaryota; Metazoa; Chordata; Aves; Gaviiformes; Gaviidae
Gene: TRAF3
Product: TNF receptor associated factor 3
Exons: 10
Coding region: 1-1704 (567 amino acids)
Biological process (GO): protein K63-linked ubiquitination; regulation of defense response to virus; innate immune response
Cellular component (GO): plasma membrane signaling receptor complex
Molecular function (GO): zinc ion binding; tumor necrosis factor receptor binding
Source: RefSeq, a predicted model, not a curated record
AUGGACAGCAGUAAGAAGACAGAACCCCCUUUAUCUGUAGAAAUGGUACAACAAAGGGCCAAUCCUGAUCGUAGUCCUUCAGCAUCGAUUUAUGUUCCAGAGCAAGGUGGCUACAAAGAGAAAUUUGUAAAUGCCGUGGAAGAUAAGUAUAAAUGUGAAAAAUGUCACCUCAUCUUAUGCAAUCCUAAACAAACUGAAUGUGGACACAGAUUCUGUGAGACCUGCAUGAAUGCCUUGCUAAGUUCUUCUAGUCCAAAAUGUACAGCAUGUCAAGAAAGCAUAGUAAAAGAUAAGGUAUUUAAAGAUAAUUGUUGCAGGAGAGAACUACUUGCCCUUCAAAUAUACUGCAGAAAUGAAAACAAGGGCUGUAAAGAACAGCUAUCUUUGGGUCAAUUACUGAUGCAUUUGAAAACUGAUUGUCAGUUUGAAGAACUCUCAUGUCCUCGUGCUGAUUGCAAAGAAAAAAUACUGAGAAAAGAUUUGCCAGACCAUGUAGAGAAGACUUGUAAAUACCGGGAGACAGCCUGUAAAUACUGUAAAAGCCAAGUCCCAAUGAUUAUGUUGCAGAAACAUGAAGAUACAGACUGCCCAUGUGUCAUGGUUUCAUGUCCUCAUAAAUGUAGUGUUAAAACACUCAUGAGGAGCGAGUUGAAUGCACAUUUGUCAGAAUGUAUUAAUGCCCCAAGUACCUGUAGUUUUAAGCGUUAUGGCUGCACUUUUCAGGGAACAAACCAACAAAUUAAAGCACAUGAAGCCAGCUCAGCAGUGCAGCAUGUUAACUUAUUGAAAGAGUGGAGCAAUGCUCUAGAAAAUAAGGUGGCCUUGCUCCAGAAUGAAAGUUUGGAAAAGAACAAGAGUAUACAAACUUUACAUAAUCAGAUUUGUAGCUUUGAAAUAGAAAUUGAAAGACAGAAGGAAAUGCUGCGGAAUAAUGAAUCUAAAAUACUUCAUUUACAGCGAGUGAUAGACAGUCAAGCAGAGAAACUGAAAGAACUGGACAAAGAAAUCCGUCCCUUCCGACAGAACUGGGAGGAGGCUGACAGCAUGAAGAGCAGUGUAGAAUCCCUCCAGAACAGAGUGACUGAGCUGGAAAGUGUUGAUAAAACUGCAGGGCAAGGAGCUCGAAAUACAAGCCUGCUAGAGACACAGCUGAGCAGACAUGAUCAGAUGCUGAGCGUUCAUGAUAUUCGGCUGGCUGACAUGGACCUCCGAUUCCAAGUUUUAGAAACUGCCAGUUACAACGGAGUAUUAAUUUGGAAGAUUCGAGAUUAUAAACGUCGGAAGCAAGAGGCAGUCAUGGGGAAGACCCUGUCCUUGUACAGCCAACCCUUUUAUACUGGAUACUUUGGCUACAAGAUGUGUGCCAGAGUUUACCUUAAUGGAGAUGGCAUGGGAAAGGGGACGCACUUGUCUCUGUUUUUUGUCAUAAUGCGUGGAGAAUAUGAUGCGUUGCUUCCUUGGCCGUUUAAACAGAAAGUGACUCUGAUGCUAAUGGAUCAGGGGCCGUCUCGACGCCACUUAGGAGAUGCUUUCAAGCCAGAUCCAAACAGCAGCAGUUUCAAGAAGCCAACUGGAGAAAUGAACAUUGCAUCUGGCUGCCCCGUCUUUGUGGCUCAAACUGUUCUAGAGAAUGGAACGUAUAUUAAAGAUGAUACUAUUUUUAUUAAAGUCAUAGUGGAUACAUCGGAUCUACCAGACCCCUGACAUACAAUGGGGGAGGCGGAUUAAACAGAAGACAACUCCGUUUGGGGGUUUUAUAUCAGUUUGUCUUCAAUCAGAGGUCCUAAAGCUCACAGAACCACCUUGUGGAACAGAUGGAAGAGUUUGAAGGCAUA